Pocillopora meandrina is the source of this 3335-nucleotide messenger RNA. The record is from the annotation of a GenBank genome assembly. NCBI's taxonomy places the organism in Eukaryota, Metazoa, Cnidaria, Anthozoa, Scleractinia, Pocilloporidae.
AAUAAACAACGCAUUUCCGAUGUGUUGCUGAAUUUGUUGAGACUCGAUUGUAUUACAUGGGAUCGAAUCCCUCGACACCAAGUAAAGAGAGGUUUAUUAAUCCAGAAGUACGCUACGAGCAGUCUUCUGAGAAUCGCGCCGAGCUAUUAGACACAUCGAUGGGCGAAAGAUUCAACGUAAGUGACCUCAACUCCUUUCUGGGGUACCACAAUACUGCGGGAAGGAUCGCUGAGCAGUGGUUUAAGAAGGUGGACGCACUGUCAACAGAGAAUCAUGACCUAAAAAAGCAAACUGAACAAUUAGAAAAACAAAACCACAGUUUGCGACAAAGGUAGGUUGAAGAUAAUUUUUUUGGAUUAGAGGGAACAUUCGAGAAAAGGAUUAUUCGAUACAUAGAAAUCACUUAGUGUCAAUUCACGUUUUCGUUGUCUGCAAGAUGCAGUUGUACUGAUAGCCCAUAAUUUUAACUCUUCUUCAUUAGGAUUAGCGACGAAUCAGAAAUCAAUCAUCGUUGUUACCAGAGCAGUUCUGAGGACGUUACAAGCAAAAACAAGCGAAGUGACCUUAUAAAAAAGUUCAAAAGAAUGGAUGGUGCUCAACGCAGACAAGCGAUCGAGGCGUUCGGAAAGACGGAUGAAAGGAAUGACCUCUGGUACAGAAAGGAUGUGACAUGCCGCAUAUUUGUGGUAAUAAUAAUCAGUAAAUUAACCAAAGAUCAUUUAAUUAUUUACAAUCUUUAACUUUGCGAAGUCAAGCCUCUAAACUAUGCCGUACUUCUGUAUAUUGUUUAAAUUUUUUGCCAAGUAUGAAUUCAAGCCAGAAGUACCAGGGUAAGAGUAUCGGAUAACAUCGUUCAAAACGAAAGCCAUGAAUGAUAAUUCAUUUAAAAAGAACACUUGUCUCCAUUUUAACGAAAGAUGUAUUUUUUUUUCUACUCUCGAUCCAAUAAGUAGAUCGAGAUACAGCUUGGAAAAAUCGACCGUCAAUUUGACAACUCACUUGUCAUAAAAUUAUGUUGACUAUAAUUGAUUCGAAUAUUCUCGUAGAUUUUCGUUCUUCUUUCAAAUAUCCUCAAAGUCGUUGCCGCAAAGAUAUAUUCGCGUAAGUUACCAGCCCUCGUUUCCUGGAGGGAGACUGACGUUUCUACAAUUACAGUGUCGAGAGAACUGUCGCCAAGAUAGUGCAUAUUAGUUCUCCAGAAGAGAUAUUUUUCUGUCGCGUUAGGAAGAGUUGAUGGGCUUGUUUACAUUUUGUUUCAAUAUCUAGUAUGCCGCUGUCAGUCAAAGAGUAUAUCACAAGGGAGCGAGCAUCUUGUGUUAAAAUUGAAAUGAUGUUAUUUUCCCAGGUGGCACAUGAUGUUGCAAAAUCAACAAAAUCUGCAUUCUCCAGAAGUGUUUUGCCAAAAUUUUUCCAAUGUGCACCAUCCUUAGGUAUUAUUCACCAAACGAAAGGAUCUAAUUCCCCAGAGGUAAAUCAGUUAAAAAUCUGUUAGAUACACUAUGAUUACAAUUAUCAUGUUUGUGGCCAAACAUGAGAAGCUUUUCCCAUAAUGUUAGUGACGAUGAUGAAGAUAAAAAUUCUUAUUGGUAGUAGUAUUAUUAUUGCCAUUACUAUCAUUCUGCUUAAUAUUUUUCAUAUGUAGUACAGUCGUUUGAAGUGAAUUCAUUCUGGCUGAGUAUGAUGAGACAAUUUAUGGCAAAUCCUAAUCAAAUCAACCUCAGUUAAGAUAGCGAGACUAAAACUGACUGAAACUUAGCGUAGGUUAUUCACUUUGACUAUGACAGGAUAUCUUAUUCAGUGUUUCAAUAAAAAACUUUCAUGCAAGAUUCUCCUCAAAAAGCUAAAUCUAUAUAUCUUUAGAGUUUUUUUUUUUUGACCCCAUAGGCAUCAGAGCUUUUUGAGAGAGGUAUGAAGCAAUCUCUUUCAAGGGAAAUGGAGUCCCUACUUUUAGGGGAGUCCUUCCAGGUCGCUUGUUCUUCUGUACUUAAGGAAAUGGCAGUCAGCUGUGACUUAACAGCCCUGGAAGAGGUAAUUCCAUAUCAGUUCAGUUGAGCAGAAUUCUAGUUGGACUAAAAGAAUCAACCAAAAUAAUUAGGAAAAUAGAUUAUAUUUUUCUACAGCCAAGUGGUUGCCCAAUAUUUCCAUGAUUUUCGAGUUUAUUCUUCUUUCACAGAAAACGCUUGCAGAGUUGAAGAAAUUUCGUGAUCAAUGGAUAAAAGAUGAUCCGUUGCUGCCUUAUCUAGACGACGAUAUUUUAUCCAAAAUGAAGAAUUUCAUCACAGAAUGCGUACAGAUUUCCUGGAGAAUGGUAAACCAGCUUCCACCAAUAAAGAUUGUGCUGGCAAAUAAAAUGCAUGGCGAAAGAUUUGAGGAAUUCUUUGAAAAAGAAGAAGAAGAACUUAAAGAAAAGGUGCCAGCCAUGACUAUUUGUGUCUGGCCAGCUCUAACUGACUCCAAGGGCAACGAGGUACUUGCCAAAGGAAAGGCGGCUAUAAUUCCAAGGCGCCAAACACAUACGUCCGUUUGAAUUCGUGGACUUUUUUCUUCUUCUUUUUUUUUUUUGCACACCAGUUAUUAAGAGCAUCUUCGCUAAUGGCUGAAGUUUAAGGGAUCUCAGGACCUUUUAGAGCAGCUUACAUAGUUAACUUCAAAAGGCAUGUAAAAAUCAAUGUAAAUUGUAGUAUUCGAUACAUUAACUCGGUUGAGUUGCGUACUCAGUCAACCAAGGCAAAAAUGGAUAGGCUAAAGCUAAUCACACGAUGAAGAACUUAUUGUUCUGACACAAUAAGCGCCAGUAAAAUGAAGAGCAAUGAUUGACAUUUGACUGUCUAAGGAUAGAAAACAGUGACAAACAUCUUUUCGCAAGUCUGUCAUAUUUUUGCUUGUCUCUCAGUUAGGGGGAUACCUCAUUAUUACUUACAUAGGAAAGGUUCAUGGCCGCUAGUUUAUGUCGUAAAUAAUGUUGUAUUAGACGAGCAAUAUGAGGUCACAAGUUAGCAAAUCGUAAGAAAAACAAUUAAACUUUAUUCCUAUUGAAAAACCGUAACAUGGAUGACAAUACUGUUUUACUUUUUUAAAAAGGUACAUUCAAUUUUUUUAUAUGUGAUCUAAAUUCUCAUAGCCGAUUCUUUAUCAGCCAAGUUAUUAGAAUUGAACGACUUGGUAAAAGAGAGCACGAUUUUUUCCUGUAGCUAUAUGCUUGUUAUCUUUUGCUUAACAAAGUGUCAGGAAACUGUAUAUCAACAGAACUGGAAAACAACUCUCACUUCUAGUUCUAAUGCAACACUAGUAAUGCAAUUAAUCUGUGAAAAGGAUUAAAGCGAUUUACUCCGCAU